AUGUGCCAUGCAUUCGGAAUAACUCCAUCUUUGUAUCACGUGUAUCAUCCUCGUAACGAUCCUAAACCACAUAAGAAUAUUACUUGUUCGUUUAAAAAAUCUGGAAAAACAUUUACAUUUUUAAACACUCCCCAAGCACAUAUAUUUGCUGUCAAUCAUUUUGGCCAGGAAUAUUUUUAUGGUGAUAAUGGUGAAUAUUGCUGGUCAGGAAUUGAACUUGAAGAUGGUGGUGGAGAAGAAACAGCCUUGGCUCACCCAGAAUCCCGCGUUUACAUGAGCGAAAUGAUGGUUGGAGUAAAUAUUCAAACACACAACGGCCCUUUUAACCGUUUGACCGAUGUUUCAAUGUCAUUUUUGAUUGAUACUGGAAAUUAUGACGUUAAUUGGUCAAUGCUACAACCAAUAGUUUGGGGAAACAAAGAUUCAAUUGAUGGAAAUCCAAUUGAAAAUUUUGCGACUGGAGCAGCUCAAAUGUCAUUCCCUGCUUUAUAUCUUUAUAACAACACAUAUCCUCAAGAAUCAGGAUUCUCUUUUAAAUUCUAUGGAAACAGUGAUUCAAUCAAUACUGUUUCGUGUCCAAAUAAUAAUUCCUAUUACAAUCAUUAUUGUAAUGGAAAAGAAUUCUACAAUGUCUUGGAUUCUUCUAAAAUAGGCGAUGAUUGGUCAUAUGAUUAUAUUCCAUUUAAAUAUCCAUCAAAUGUUUGCAAAACCGGUGACGCUGUUCUUCCAGGAAUGCUGACAUGUGGAAAUUAUUCAUGCAAUGGUUUUGAUAGUUUCUCCAUUAAUGCAGUUUCUCCUGACAAAUAUAACAAACAAUAUAUUAUUAAUUGCACAAAAGACACCAUCGGAAAAACGUUUUCAAAACGCGUCCAGAAUGCAUGGGGAAGUACAACAGCAAAUAUUAUUUGCCCAAAUCCAGAAAGAUUCUGUAGAUCAGUCACCUUAGAAGAGAUGCACUUUACAUCAAAUCCUUUUGUUGAAGGCGCUAAGUUAGAGAUAAAAGUAUCAAGCACACCCCUUCAAAUAGUUCAUAAUAAGACAAGAUUGCCUCCAUAUAUCAUUUUAACUAUAGGUAUUGUUGUAUUUGCCGUUGUUGCAUUUACAGGCGUGGCUAUUUUUGAUUAUUUUUAUUUACACUCUUCAGAAAAGAAGGAAGAUCCCGAAGAAAAUGAUAAUGAGGCUAUUGAUAUUUAA
Molecule: messenger RNA, 1194 nt
Organism: Trichomonas vaginalis G3
Lineage: Eukaryota; Parabasalia; Trichomonadida; Trichomonadidae
Product: regulation of choline O-acetyltransferase protein
Exons: 1
Coding region: 1-1194 (397 amino acids)
Biological process (GO): cell adhesion; proteolysis
Cellular component (GO): cytoplasm; membrane
Molecular function (GO): metalloendopeptidase activity
Source: RefSeq, a predicted model, not a curated record